Molecule: messenger RNA, 5174 nt
Organism: Salarias fasciatus (jewelled blenny)
Lineage: Eukaryota; Metazoa; Chordata; Actinopteri; Blenniiformes; Blenniidae
Gene: usp43b
Product: ubiquitin specific peptidase 43b
Exons: 16
Coding region: 309-3896 (1195 amino acids)
Biological process (GO): protein deubiquitination
Molecular function (GO): cysteine-type deubiquitinase activity
Source: RefSeq, a predicted model, not a curated record
GGUGCUGCGCAGCGGCGGCUGGAGCGGUGCCGGGGCCGGACGCGGCGGGAUGCUGCCUGUGACAGCGGAGCGCGGCUGAUAAUGAGCGCCUUCAGUACGUGCUGCGAUGGAUGAGGAAGGUCUCGUGCCAGCGCAGAGCCGGGGAACACUGAGCUGUUGUGUCCGCGAUGGUGGCGCCUCCGCGCGCUCUCCCCGCGGCUAUCCGGACGAGGGACGGCGGCAGAGAAGGAGCGACACGGAGGCGUCCGGAUUCGCACGGUUCCCAGUGUGAGGAGGAGAGAUCUGCGCGGGAGUGAGGGAGCAGAGACAUGGAGAAGCAGAGCCGGGUCCGCGAGGACAUGUCGGCUUCGAAAGAGGACAAGCGCAAAGAGAAGAAGCCCAAAUCCGCGAAGCUCUUCAGGAAGAAAUCGCUGAAGUCCGUGGGGAGCUUCGUGAACAGAAUCAUCAAAACUUUGGGCACUUUCACGCACUUUGGAGACGCGCAGGACGCGGAGGACGACGACGGGGGGUUCGGAAAUGGCGCACCGUGCACCCUCAGCGCCGGCUCGGGGAUCCUCAAGGAGGACGUGCCGGUGGCCAGAAGCGCCCCGAGCACGUCCUCCUCUCUGUGCACCGGCAGAGAAAAACUACUUUCCCAGUACGGGGACAAGAUCCCCGGCGUGCUGGGGCUGAAGAACCACGGCAACACCUGCUUCAUGAACGCCGUGGUGCAGUGUCUGAGCAACACCGACCUGCUGGCGGAGUACCUGGGCUUGGAGCGCUACCGGACGGACCCGAGCCCCCCCGCGAUCAACGGCACGCUGCGGGGCGCGGACACGCGGCUGGCCCGGGCGGAGGUCACCGCGCAGCUGGCCGCGCUCGUCCGGGCUCUGUGGACUCUGGAGUACACCCCGCAGCUCUCCGUCGACUUUAAGGCUAUCGUGUCCAAGUAUGGGUCGCAGUUUCGGGGUAAUUCCCAGCACGACGCCCUGGAGUUCCUCCUGUGGCUGCUGGAUCGCGUCCAUGAAGACGUCAUCCUGGCCUCCCACAACAACAACAACAGGAUCAAAGCUCCGGGAAAGGCCGUCGGAGGAGCUGAAGAUUCGCCGCCUCCGGACCCGGCGUCGUCCCAGCAGCCCCGAGUCCAGCACAGCUUCGUUCAGGAGCUCUUCCAGGCGCAGUACAAAUCUUCACUGACGUGCCCGCACUGCCUGAAACAGAGCAACACCUUCGACCCUUUCCUCUGCAUCUCGCUCCCCAUCCCUCUCCGCCAGACCAGGCCGUUGUGCGUGACGCUGGUGUUCAGCACCAAAGGUCAGCGGUACCUGCGGGUCGGGAUGGCCGUGCCCCUGUUCGGCUCCGUGGCCUGCCUGAGGAGGAUGGUGGCCGACGAGGGGAAAAUCUCCCCGGACCAGGUGAUCCUGACGGAGGUUUACUCCACAGGCUUCCAGCGCUCCUUCUUUGAUGAAGACGACCUAACGAGCAUAGCGGAGAACGACGUCAUCUACGCCUUCCAGGCCCCGCCGCUCUACAUCAGAGGGGGCUCUGCGCGGAUCUCAGGGUACCACCACAGCCUGCCGUCGUCGCCGUACGCCACCGGGCCCGAGGGUCAGCGGCUGCCUCCGUCCGGGACGCUGUCGUCGGAGUUCCUCCACCAGGGCGUCCCCGUCAAGAUCCUGCUGCUGGUGUGCGACGCCGCGGGAGCGGGCCAGCAGGCCGUCCGGUUUGGCCCUCCGUUUCUCAUGAGGGAGGAUCGGUCUAUUUCCUGGGACCAGCUGCAGCAGAGCAUCCUCAGCAAGCUUUACUACCUGAUGAUCAACGGCGCUCAGGCACAGAACACCAGAGUGCUGUUUAACAUCCGUGUGGUGGGAGGAUCUGCGUUCUACAGCUACCUGUCCCCUCAGGACGGACGGCCGCUCUACCACCCUGCUGUCGACAGAGCUCUGAAGCUUUGCGGCUCCGGAGGUCCUCCUCACGUCAAGCUCAUCAUCGAGUGGGAGCACCGAGUCAAAGACUGCCUCUUCGGGAACAUCCAGGAGGAGGUGGUGAAGGACGCGGACAGCGUGAGGAGUCAGCAGCAGCAGCACGUCCAGCAGUACAGCUGCACCCUGGACGAAUGCUUCCAGCUCUACACCAAAGAGGAGCAGCUGGCCCCGGACGACGCCUGGAAGUGCCCCCACUGCAAGCAGCUGCAGCAGGGCAUGGUGAAGAUGAGCCUGUGGACGCUGCCGGACAUCCUCAUCCUGCACCUGAAGCGCUUCAGGCAGGUGGGCGAGCGCAGGAACAAGCUGACCACGUUCGUGCACUUCCCCCUGGCGGGCCUGGACAUGACGCCACACAUGGUGAACCGAAACCAGGCGCCGCCCCAGGCGGGGUGGAAGCACCCCAGGCGACCCGACGCGGCUCCCCCCGACUUCCUGUACGACCUGUACGCCGUGUGCAACCACCACGGAGGAAUGCACGGCGGACACUACACAGCCUUCUGCAGGAACUCCGUGGACGGUCAGUGGUACAGUUACGACGACAGCAGCACCGAGCCGGUCCCGGACGCCGAGGUGUGCACGCGCGGCGCCUACAUCCUCUUCUACCAGAGGAGGAACACCAUCCCCCUCUGGUCGGCCAGCUCCUCGCUCACAGGUUCAACCAGUUCGUCCACGUCGGACCACUGGCUGGUCCGGCUGACGGGGGGCAGCGAGAGGGGCAGCGUGGUGUCGGCUGGAGCCAUACCUGGACAUCUGGAGUCGUCGCAGCCUCCAGAGUCUCCUGAGCUGCCAGUGUUCAGAGAGGAGCUAUCCAAAACGGUGGAAGCAAAUGGCUCUGAAACCAGUCAGUUUUUCCGAGGGAGCCAAGGCCGGAGUGUGAGCAUGAGGUCGCCGACCAAGUCCAAGGACAGCCUGAACAAAGUCCUCCCUCUGCGGUGGUCCUUCGGGUCCAGAGACCGCAUCAAGCACUCGGUCCAGGCCCAGUCUGGGGAGCUGGUGGAGUACCUGGAGUCUGGGCGCCGGCCGCGAUGUACCAAAGAUCCCAUCAUCACUCUGGUGGCCACGCCGCCGCAGAGGAGCGCCCACGGACGGGCGCUGGACGCCGGACAGGACUGCAGCUCACCGAGCGGCAGCAGCCUCAGCUGCACCGACCGGCUCAGCAACGACGUGAGUUACUCCCCCAAAAUACCCGAGGGGCAGAGCAGAGCGUGCGCCGAGGGCGGCGGCGCCAAGGCCAGAGACGACGAGUGCCUCAGGCACCGGUCGUCCAAGAGGGCGAGGCCAGACCUGUGCCGGACCCUGGACCUCCAGAGGGGGGGCAUCCUGGGGGGACACAUCAGCCACAGCGCGCCUCCGAGCAGAGACUCCACUCUGAGGAGAACCAAGGCGGCGGCGGCAGCGGUUCCCUCCAGGGCUCAGAGAGACGCGCUGCAGCCGGACGACCGCAGAGGUCAGAGCGGACACGAAGGCCGCAGCCAGGACAGCCUCCUGUCGUUUUUCAGGCCCGGUUUCCUGAAGAAAGACUCCCCCCGCUCGCCCAGCAGGGGGCAGGACAGACGGAUGAACGGCUACGGACACCUGGGAAAGCUGGCCAGCGGUGAUUUGGCCAAGCUGUCCCUGUCCAACGGGACGCUGACGGCGGUGGCGCUGGAGGCGCGGCGGGCCGACGUCGUCCCCGGCUGCAACAGCCACGGCUGCAAGGCGCAGCUGCUGAACGGGAAGGCCGGCCAUCACGAGCCCGUCGACAUCAAGCGCGCUCACAGCUCCAGCAACAUCCAGACCAAGCUGGACCUGACGUUCCGCAGGUGCGCCUCGCUGCAGAGGAACGGAGAGGUGGCCGCGCCCCCGGCCCACCGCGUCCUGGCGUCGGACAGACCCGGCUACUCCACUCUGCAGCGGACGAGAUACAGCACCACCUCCCUGGUGCCUCUGUGACCGCUCUGACACCAGGACGUCUGCUCGCAGCCGGCCCACCCGCAGGAGGCGUCGCUUCAAAUGACAUCCCCCUUCUCUCGUCAUACUACUGCUAUAAGUUCCUACCUGUGUGUGUCUUAAACUAAAAUCUAUGCAGAGUUGAAUUACCGAGGGGAAAAUACUGCUGUACGAUGUUUUACUGUCACCCAUGUUUUGUUUUCACACUGUCGGCUGUGCUUUUUAUCUUUAGGCUUGACACUGAUGAAGUGCGGAGUGCUGGAUGGAUUUGCAUCACGUUAGUUCGCGACACAUAGAUUUUUAUGAAGCCAAUAUUCGUUUAAAGAGUUAUAUAAUGAGAGAGCGUGGGCGGUUUACAUAUAUCGGGCUAAGACAUGUAAGAUUGUUCUGAAAUGCUGCAAAAAGUACUAACUACACUGUAAACAGGCUGCCGCAGACCUUGAAGCUUUCUUUUAAUGUCUCAUACAAGAAGUGAUUCUACAGAAACGUCCCCCGGUGGAGACGUUAAAUAACAGGUUCUGAUUCGGAAACGAUGCUUCCUGUCAUUGAUUCUGCAAUAAUGUAUCGAUGAUAUCUAAUACAGGAUGUGAAAGGUCUAACUCCCUUCAUUUCAAACAAAAAUGUGACUGAUGGCUUCCGUUGACUCUUUUUGUUGCAUUUCCAAAUAGUUUCACUUCACAUCAGAGGACGUUUCUGUAGAAUGACCUUCAUACAUGCUGAUAUUUAUGGUGGGUUUUUUUUUUUGCUUUUCUGUCAGGUUUGAGCAGUCAGCUGUGAGGAAUGCAACUGUGGAAUCAACAAAUUGUAACCAGCCGAGCGGCUGGAUGUGUUUAUAGAUGUAUAAUGUUUAAAAAAUGUUGAGAUGUUCGGUAAGAGUGAGAAUGGCAUGGUAAGAUUUGUUGACGUGUCGACCAUCUUUUAAUGAGCCUUUUGAUCAAGUUCUGAAAUGUUUUGGCUUCAUAUGAAAAAGACAAACACUUAAAAAUGUCUCAAGCAUCCUGUCAGGCCACACAGCAGUGUAGGCGACGUUCAGUAUUCCCAUCUCUGCUGGUCUCUGAUUACGUGACAAAUUGUAAUUCUCUGAGUGUCUAUUUCUCUGACUUUCAGUUUUUACUCAUGAAUGAGUAUCGGAGACAGAAACCAAGAUCUUUUUCACAUUUCUCCCCUUUCAGAUAGACACGGUACAUAAAAAGUAACCUGAAAUAAGAUCUCAAAUUAAAGUCACAAGAAAAGACAAUUUUAGAAUUUAAAUUAAAAACACAUUUGACAAUAGGAAAGGGG